Messenger RNA from Polyodon spathula (Mississippi paddlefish), 603 nucleotides. RefSeq names its product RNA-binding protein SGN1-like. The record is from RefSeq and is a predicted model, not a curated record. Lineage: Eukaryota; Metazoa; Chordata; Actinopteri; Acipenseriformes; Polyodontidae. Gene Ontology annotation, molecular function: RNA binding. The transcript is spliced from 6 exons.
AUGGCUGCCACGCCAAGUCCUAAGAAAAGAGAGCUGAGUGAAGAUGUGGUUGGCAAAGUUACAGUCCUGAGGUCGCAGCCACCAACGAAAAAAGAGUGCUCUUUGAAAAAUGCUGCUGAUGAAGAAGGAGUGAAAAAGAAUACAAAACCAAAAAAGAAAGCUAAGAGCACCCAGGAAUCGGAAGACAAGAAGGGGCCAAAAGAUGAGGAGGAACUCCCCAGAAAGAAGAGGCCUAUCAACAAGGCAGAGGAGAGGAUAAAGAAUAAAAGGACAGUGUUUGUGAGUAACCUGCCUGUCAGCUGCACCAAAAAGCAUGACCACAAGAGGUCCAUUUUUGUGGGGAAUCUCACAUAUGACAUUAAAGAGGAGGAGUUGUGGGGGCAUUUUCAAGACUGUGGAGAGGUAGAGGGGGUGCGACUGGUGAGAGACCGGGACACUGGCAUGGGGAAAGGAUUUGGCUACGUGCUCUUUGAGAGUACAGAUGCUGCCCAGCUUGCACUGAAGCUUGAUAACUCUGUGCUCAUGGGAAGAAAAAUAAGAGUGAAGCGCUCUGUGAAGAAAGAGAAGGAAAGCCAAAACCAGCACAAAAGAUGAAAGGACUAG